AUGCACGAACCUGCUAUUGGUCCGGUAUUUGCAAUUUGCUAUCCCAUUCUCGCUGUCGUUGGUACCCCUGCCAACUUGGUGGCGAUCAUAAUCCUAUGCCGAAGACAGUGUGGACUUUCAUCGUGUAUCUCCUACUACCUCGUGGCGAUAGCAAUGUCAGAUUUCCUUGUCAUCAUCUUUGCAGUCAUCCUAAACAGGAUCACCCGCCUCUAUUUUAGGUAUAGUCUGCUUUCUACCACACCUGGGUGCAGACUCAGCACUGUGCUAGUUUAUGUUACCCAGGAUUGUUCAGUUUGGCUGACAGUGACCUUCACCAUCGACCGCUUUGUGGCCAUCUGCUGUCAAAGUCUCAAGAUCAGAUAUUGCACUGAGAAAACUGCAUCGCUAGUCAUAACAAUAGUCUGUGCUUUAAGUUGCAUUAAGAACAUCCCUUUCUAUUUCAUCUAUCAGCCACUGUACGUGUUGGACGGUGUACCCUGGUUCUGUGACAUCAAAUCAACUUUUUAUGCCUUACCUGUCUGGCAGGCCUACGACUGGCUGGACCACGUCUUAACCCCAUUUCUACCAUUUGUCCUCAUUUUGCUGCUUAAUGCCAUGACUGUAAGGCACAUUCUAAUGGCUAGCCAAGCCCGUAAGAGACUCCGGGGCAUCGAGGAUGGCAGAGACGCAGAAAUGGCCAACCGCAGGAAGUCUAUUGUUCUUCUCUUCACAAUCUCUCUCAGCUUCCUCUGCUUGUGGGCCACGCAUGUUGGACGUUUCCUCUAUGUCCAGGUUACGGGUAAGGGUUACUUUAUCGGCCUGGAUAUCAAUGACUUGCAGUAUAUCUUUCAAGAGACGACGAACAUGUUCCAGUUACUCAGUUCUUGCAACAACGUCUUCAUAUACGCAGUAUCCCAGACCAAGUUCAGAAAGGAGCUGCAGAAAGUAAUGAUCUUUCCUUACACUGGGGUCAUUUCUUGCAUUAAACAGUGA
Messenger RNA from Rhincodon typus (whale shark), 972 nucleotides. Its product is annotated as probable G-protein coupled receptor 139. Bases 1 to 972 code for a protein of 323 amino acids. Lineage: Eukaryota; Metazoa; Chordata; Chondrichthyes; Orectolobiformes; Rhincodontidae. Gene Ontology annotation, biological process: G protein-coupled receptor signaling pathway. Gene Ontology annotation, molecular function: G protein-coupled receptor activity. The record is from RefSeq and is a predicted model, not a curated record. Gene Ontology annotation, cellular component: membrane. The transcript is spliced from 2 exons.